Helicoverpa zea (corn earworm) is the source of this 1259-nucleotide messenger RNA. RefSeq names its product lambda-crystallin homolog (gene Had1). Lineage: Eukaryota; Metazoa; Arthropoda; Insecta; Lepidoptera; Noctuidae. The transcript has 6 exons. The coding region runs from base 85 to 1056 and encodes 323 amino acids. Gene Ontology annotation, biological process: fatty acid metabolic process. Gene Ontology annotation, molecular function: NAD+ binding; oxidoreductase activity, acting on the CH-OH group of donors, NAD or NADP as acceptor. The record is from RefSeq and is a predicted model, not a curated record.
UAGCUGGGGGGGUAUUAAUCGGCGCGCGCCGCUUGUCCCUGUCAUUUGCUAGUCGAGACUCGGUCGUGUUGCAACGAACUCGCCAUGGCCUCCGUCAAAACUGAAAAAGUCGGCAUCGUUGGCAGUGGCCUCAUCGGUCGUUCCUGGGCGAUGCUGUUCGCGUCCGUGGGCUACCAGGUGACGAUCUUCGACAUCAUCCCGCAGCAGGUCACCGAUGCCCUAGCCGAUAUUAAGAUCCAGUUGAAGACCUUAGAGAGAGACGGUCUCCUCCGCGGCAAAUUGGAUGCUGAUGCACAGUUCAAGUGUAUUAAAGGAACUUCGGAUUUGGCGUCUCUAGCCAAAGGGGCUAUCUUCAUCCAGGAAUGUGUUCCCGAAAGUCUCGAAUUGAAGAAGAAGGUUUUCGCAGAUCUGGACAAAGUUGUCGAUGACAAGACUAUCCUGUCCAGUUCUACCAGCACUACUUUACCAUCCAAGUUCUCUGAGAACUUGAAACAUAAGGCACAGGUUAUCGUGUCUCACCCAGUGAACCCACCGUACUACGUUCCCCUUGUGGAGAUCGUCCCCGCACCGUGGACUAAAAAAGAAGUCUGCGAGAAGACAAAGGCUAUCAUGCUUGAGAUUGGUCAAGAACCAGUUGUUCUAACUCGCGAGAUUGAUGGAUUCGUGCUCAACCGUAUUCAGUACGCUAUUUUGGAUGAGGUGUGGAGAUUGGUCGACGCUAAGAUCGUCAACGUAGAAGACAUCGAUAAAGUAAUCUCUGAAGGCCUUGGAAUGAGAUACGCUUUCCUCGGAUCUCUGGAAACUGCACAUUUGAACGCGGAGGGCAUGAAGUCUUACAUUGAAAGAUACGGAGACACAAUCCAUAGCGUCAGCCAGACAAUGGGAGAGAUUCCACGAAUGACCACCAGCCCAAGUGCCGCCACGAUUUGUGAACAGCUGAACCGCAUGGUACCUUUGGACAAACUGCAGGAGAGGCGCGCAUGGCGUGAUGCCUGCCUCACACGCCUGGCUGUUCUCAAGAACGAGAUGAACACACUCAAACAUAAAUAUAACUAAAGUAUCUGAUUUUAAAGCCUAAAAUAUUUAAACAAAAUGUACAUAAGGUCAAUUAAAUUUUGACCACAAGAAUGUGUGAUCGGUUAUGUUUAUUACGUAGGGACACCUACUAAAAUACAUAUUUUGUUAAUCUUUUACAGUUUGUAACUUGUAUUGUAAAAGAGUUUAUAUUUUACAUAUGAAUAUAUUACAUGUUAUCUAAA